Messenger RNA from Dovyalis caffra, 393 nucleotides. Lineage: Eukaryota; Viridiplantae; Streptophyta; Magnoliopsida; Malpighiales; Salicaceae. The record is from the annotation of a GenBank genome assembly.
AUGGAUUCAUACAAACACAUUUUAGGUGCUGAAGGGUGUAGCAGCAGCGAAUCUGGAUGGACAAUGUAUCUUGGCUCUCCUAUGCAAGAAGAUGAUGAUGAAUGCAGUUACGAUGGUAAUGACUACAAUGCUCACAAUGUGAGUAAAAAUCAUCGCUAUGCUGCUGCUGCUGAUGAAGACAGUGAUGACUCCAUGGCUUCUGAUGCUUCCUCCGGUCCCCAUCAUCAAAACACCCAUGAGAAUGGUCAUGGAACAGUACAGUUUAAGCACAGCAAGGGUGGUCUUUUCAACCUCCAUUCUUCCUUGGCCACAAAACCAGAGAAAAAAGACAAGAAGAGUGAUAAGAACAGUUCUAAAAAGGGCCAGAAACUUGAUACUCACAGAAAACACUAG